This is a messenger RNA of Aspergillus melleus, 603 nucleotides long. RefSeq lists its product as uncharacterized. The record is from RefSeq and is a predicted model, not a curated record. Lineage: Eukaryota; Fungi; Ascomycota; Eurotiomycetes; Eurotiales; Aspergillaceae. The coding region runs from base 1 to 603 and encodes 200 amino acids. The transcript is spliced from 2 exons.
AUGGCGCAUAACGACGCGAAAUAUUCAUCAGAGCAUAUCACGUACUUGCAGCAAGUCGUUCGUCAUACGGUAGCUCGCGGAGAACGGAUGCAAAACGACAGUUCGCAGACAAACCAACGCUUGGCUGCUCGAAUCGAAGAGCUAGAAGGUCUGAAUGCGUCGUACAACCAACGGCUUCUCAUGGCUUGGCGGGAUCUGGAGACUGAGCGGAACAUACGGCACUAUGCUGUUGCUGCGCCUGAGCGUCACCAGCAAGAGCUGACAGCCUGCAGCGCCGCCCUUGCUGCGGCACAAAGAACGCUGGUCGUCAAAGACCUCCAGUUAAAGGAGAUUGCCCUGGAGUUGGACCGAACUCAAAGAAGAUUCCAUUUAGUUGAUACUCUGGUGGAUACAAUGCUUCUCGAAGAAGAUAGUCAACUGGAGAUGACGGAUCGGUCUAGACAGAUUACGGAUGUCAUUCUUGACCUCGAAAUCCAAAUGGAGGCAAGAUAUCGAAGUUUAUUAGCGAAAAAGGAUUCGGAAAUCCUAGAGCUACGUCACAUUCUUAAACCUGAAGUCGAUGUCAAGCAUCCUCGAAGGGCCCGAAGUGAACCAAGGUUUUAA